This is a messenger RNA of Galendromus occidentalis (western predatory mite), 551 nucleotides long. RefSeq lists its product as uncharacterized. NCBI's taxonomy places the organism in Eukaryota, Metazoa, Arthropoda, Arachnida, Mesostigmata, Phytoseiidae. The transcript has 3 exons. The record is from RefSeq and is a predicted model, not a curated record. Bases 55 to 462 code for a protein of 135 amino acids.
GAAGGCGCGCGAAUAGAGCUUCCGGAUAGUUGUGCGGAAAAGCUAAGCUAGAAAAUGCAGCUCAUUAUAGUUUUAGCCUCGCUCUUCGCCCUGAUUGUGGCCUUCCCCACCGACAUGAACCUGGAGAACUGUAAGAACGAUGGAAUCUACUGGGUCGUGGAGCCAGGAGACAUGAUAUCAUGCAGCCCCACCUGCGACAAAACAUACAGGCUGAAUGACGCAAACGAAGUCUCUGCCAAGUCGAUAAACGAGCACUGCAAACUCAAUUUGAAAGUCGGCAGAUACUAUCAUGACAUUGCAAACCGCACCAUGUGUACAUGUACGAACGGAGCUGCUUAUAAGGAAUUGACUUCGAUCGACUGGACUAAACUGUCUCAGGUCUCUUCAUGGUUGUGCAUUGCGCCUUCUCUUUGGAGAUUCGAGCAAGUCGAUUCGAAAUUGUAUCGAGUUGUAUGCUUGUGAUAAUGAGCGGUCCGUUCCCGGAUCUCUGCACUUCUCAGAAGAAAAACUGCGUUACGAGACAAGACGGAGUUGUCGAUAUGUGCCGAUCC